CGGGACGCCACUUCCCCGCCCAUCCCCUCCCCGAGGCCCGCCGCCUGGCCAUGGCGCAGUCGGGCCCGGCUUCUCAGCCUGACGUUUCUCUUCAGCAACGGGUAGCAGAAUUGGAAAAAAUUAAUGCUGAAUUUUUACGUGCACAGCAGCAGCUUGAGCAAGAAUUUAAUCAAAAGAGAGCAAAAUUUAAAGAGUUAUAUUUGGCUAAAGAGGAGGAUCUGAAGAGACAAAAUGCAGUGUUACAAGCUGCACAAGAUGAUUUGGGACACCUUCGAACACAGCUGUGGGAAGCCCAAGCAGAGAUGGAGAAUAUUAAGGCCAUUGCCACAGUUUCUGAGAAUACCAAACAAGAAGCUAUAGAUGAAGUAAAAAGACAGUGGAGAGAAGAAGUUGCUUCACUUCAGGCUGUUAUGAAAGAAACAGUUCGUGACUAUGAGCAUCAGUUCCACCUUCGGCUGGAGCAAGAGCGAGCACAGUGGACACAGUAUCGAGAAUCUGCAGAGAGGGAAAUAGCUGAUUUAAGGAGAAGGCUGUCUGAAGGUCAAGAGGAGGAAAAUUUAGAAAAUGAAAUGAAAAAGGCCCAAGAGGAUGCUGAAAAACUUCGGUCUGUUGUGAUGCCCAUGGAAAAGGAAAUUGCAGCUUUGAAAGAUAAAUUGACAGAAGCUGAAGACAAGGUGAAAGAGCUGGAAGCCUCAAAGGUUAAAGAACUGAAUCAUUAUCUGGAGGCUGAGAAAUCUUGUAGGACUGACCUAGAGAUGUAUGUAGCUGUUUUGAAUACUCAGAAAUCUGUUUUACAGGAAGAUGCUGAGAAACUGCGGAAAGAAUUGCAUGAAGUGUGCCAUCUCUUGGAGCAAGAGCGACAACAACACAACCAGUUAAAACAUACGUGGCAGAAGGCCAAUGACCAGUUUCUGGAAUCUCAGCGUUUGCUAAUGAGAGACAUGCAGCGAAUGGAGAUUGUGCUAACUUCAGAGCAGCUCCGACAAGUUGAAGAACUGAAAAAGAAAGAUCAGGAGGAAGAUGAGCAACAAAGACUUAAUAAGAGAAAGGACCACAAAAAAACAGAUGUUGAGGAAGAAGUGAAAAUACCAGUAGUGUGUGCUUUAACUCAUGAAGAAUCUUCAGCCCAGUUAUCAAAUGAAGAGGAGCAUUUAGAUAGUACGCAUGGUUCAGUCCAUUCCUUAGAUGCAGAUUUACUAUUGCCAUCUGGAGAUCCAUUCAGUAAAUCGGACAAUGACAUGUUUAAAGAUGGACUCAGGAGAGCACAGUCUACAGACAGCUUGGGAACCUCAGGCUCACUGCAAUCCAAAGCUUUAGGCUAUAACUACAAAGCAAAAUCUGCUGGAAACCUAGAUGAGUCAGAUUUUGGACCACUGGUAGGAGCAGAUUCAGUGUCUGAGAAUUUUGACACUGCCUCCCUUGGAUCACUGCAAAUGCCAAGUGGGUUUAUGUUAACCAAAGAUCAGGAAAGAGCAAUCAAGGCAAUGACGCCAGAACAAGAAGAGACAGCAUCUCUCCUCUCCAGUGUCACCCAGGGUAUGGAAAAUGCUUAUGUGUCUCCCAGUGGCUAUCGCUUAGUCAGUGAGACAGAAUGGAAUCUCCUGCAGAAAGAGGUACAUAAUGCUGGAAAUAAACUUGGUAGACGUUGUGAUAUGUGUUCCAAUUAUGAAAAACAGUUACAAGGAAUUCAGAUUCAAGAGGCGGAAACAAGAGAACAGGUGAAAAAACUACAGGUGAUGCUAAGGCAAGCAAAUGACCAGUUAGAGAAGACAAUGAAAGAUAAACAGGAACUAGAAGACUUCAUAAAGCAGAGCACUGAGGAUUCAAGUCAUCAGAUCUCUGCCCUUGUUCUAAGAGCCCAGGCAUCUGAGAUUUUACUUGAAGAGUUACAACAGGGCUUUUCCCAAGCAAAGAGGGAUGUUCAGGAACAGAUGGCAGUGCUGAUGCAGUCACGGGAACAGGUUUCAGAAGAGCUGAUGAGGUUACAAAAAGAUAAUGACAGUCUUCAGGGAAAGCAUAGCUUGCAUGUGUCAUUACAGCAAGCAGAAGACUUCAUUCUCCCAGACGCUAUAGAGGAACUCCGAGAGUUGGUGUUAAAAUACCGUGAGAAUAUCAUUAAUGUGCGGACAGCAGCAGACCACAUGGAAGAAAAACUGAAGGCGGAAAUACUUUUCCUAAAAGAACAGAUUCAGGCGGAACAGUGUUUAAAAGAGAACCUUGAAGAAACUCUGCAAUUAGAAAUAGAAAACUGCAAGGAAGAAAUAGCUUCCAUUUCUAGCUUAAAAGCUGAAUUAGAAAGAAUAAAAGUAGAAAAAGGACAGUUGGAGUCCACAUUGAGAGAGAAGUCUCAACAGCUUGAGAGCCUUCAGGAAAUGAAAAUCACUUUGGAAGAACAAUUAAAAAAAGAAACUACUGCUAAGGUCACUAUUGAACAACUAAUGUUUGAAGAGAAGAACAAAGCUCAGAGGUUGCAGACAGAACUAGAUGUCAGUGAACAAGUCCAGAGAGAUUUUGUAAAGCUUUCUCAGACCCUUCAGGUGCAAUUAGAACGGAUCCGGCAAGCAGACUCCCUGGAGAGAGUCCGGGCAAUUCUGAAUGACACCAAACUGACAGACAUUAACCAGCUCCCUGAGACAUGACACUGUCAUAGCAGGACUCUAGCCUGCACUUUCGGUUUUUAACUCAUCUUUAGAGCAACAUUAAUUAUUUAACUCUUAACUAAAGAAGUCACAAAAAAAGGAAGACUGGAGAAAUGUUUGUUUCUAGUGGAAGAAGACUGCAGCAUGGGAACAGCAAACAGGCUAAUUUGCAGCAAAAAGACCUUUAAAAUGGGAACACGAACAAGACUCCAAACUUGAUUCCAGCGGGUGUGGAACAGAUUUGGUGAUGGAGAAAGUGCUGUUUCCUUGCCUGUUUAUCCAUUUCCCUGCCCUAAAGCACCAUCCCAGUAGUGUUUGGAAUUACAUUUCCUGUUUAUACAUAUUGGAAGAAGUAAUUUUUUCUGUUAUCUAGAGUACAUCAGUAACAGUAUUCAGCUAGCAAGACGUGUAGUAUGCUGUAUGAAUAUUUUAUAUUAAAAUAUGAAGUUUGAGAGCAGGCCAUUGGCUAGUGACUGUAUUUCCUAGCUCAGUGUUUUCUUUUUAACUAUUUUAAUUGCUUUGAAGGACCUUAAAUGCUACUGAAACUUGCCUGAGAACCAUUAAGAUGUGGCAAACAAAACCAAUUCAAGAACUGAAUUAUGAGGAUUUGAAAACUUGGUUGGGGCUAUAUGUAUUGGAAAUUGAAGUUAAAGGAAAAGCACAAGAAACUGGAAGCACUUUUUCUGUUACCUGGAUGAAUUUCAUGGGCCCACAGGUACCAGGGUUAAGCUGAAUUGGUACCAGCUACUCUUUUGAAAACUUUUUGUUAUUGGAUCUGUGGGAAAUAUGACAAACCAAGCUAUGUCCGACAACAUCUAUAAAUUUAUAAACAUGCUGCUUAUUUUCAAUUCAGAUCAAUGGGCCUGAGUACUGUUUCUAAAGUGUCAAAUAUGAAAAUGGCGAUAACUGUGUGUGACAGAUACCUAUUUUGUAUUUUUCUUUUAUAAUUUAGGCCUGGAGUGUGAUGUGCUUAUGAAGUUGGGGAAAACCUGUUUGGUACAUUAUCAGUUUGGAAAUGUGUUUUGUUAUCUCUAUGAGGUUAGAUUCCUUUCCUGUGUGGAGAAAGCAUCAGUGAACAGGCUGCUUUGGCCACAGCCUACAUGCAGGAAGCACGAAGGGUUCCAGCUGGCUGUUCUCCCACUGCUGUGAGCCAGUGGGAGCCUACAUUGUUUAAUUCAUGAUACAGAUAAUUCAAAAAUGAAGUUGUCUUCAAAUAAUUUUUGUGAUUGGUAUUAUGUAACAGCAGUGUACUUGAAGGAACCUUAUGGUAAUUAAGUGGAUUAAGUAGAUUGUCUUGUUGAAAGCCACCAUCAGCUAUAGUUCAUAGUGAAUGGUCUUUGUUAUUAAUGAAUUGAUUAUGUACUAGCCCUAAAGAUCUUUGAUCCUGUCUUCCAUGGGACAAGGACUACAUACCUCAUUCCUUGGGUUGUUGUUGUAGUCUUGAAUUCGUGAUUAAUGAAUUUAAAAGUAAAUAGGAAUUACAGAAACAGCACUAUAGGCCUGGCAUGCAUGAAACAUUAUUUUAAUUGGUUUAAAGUCCCUUCAUAUAAAGUGCUACUUGGUUUAGAUAAAGGAAACAUACAUCCUCAUGGAGUUACAGGGAACUUUAAUAACUCCCAAAUAUGUUUAAAUUAUGUAAGACGAAUCCCUUGGAUAAGCCCUGAGUUAAUUUGUCUCAGAAUAUUAAAACUGGCAGUAUAGCCAGUUUUAAUCUUCCUGAACUGAACUGUACCUCCUAGGGAACUGCUCUGCUGAGACACUGCAGGUAUUUGCCUUUGUAAGGUGGAGUUGGGCCAAUAAAAUCAUGAUCGGGGAACCAUUUGGUGGUCUCCACCAUGGCAGAUGCAAACCGUUGGAAGCCACUUUGUUGAGAAAAAUAUCCUGGAAGAACCCAAACUAUGACUAGAUUUUGUUAAUAAUCUGUUUUUGGUAUGAAACAAACAUUGUGCCACCAUCCUGGUAAGAAACACUUUAAACGGGGUUUUCUGUAUAUGGGAAACUGAUUUAGAAGGUGGGAUUUAAGUCUGUCUGGACAAAGGAAAAGAUCAGUUCGGUUUCAUAAGUGUUCCUAUGCUUGUACUCAGUCUGUACAUGUUUUUCUCAUGCAUGUCUAACUUGAUUUACUUCCUACCUAAAACCUACCUUACCAUGUGGCUUUUAACUGGCAGCCACUUGGCCAUUUCUAGGCAGACACAGUAUUACCUUUCAGAACCCACAUGGGCAGGUUUAAAAAGGUCACCUAAAAUAAAGGUAACUGAGAGCAAAACCAUAUACUGCAUAGGAAAUUGUUUUUCUCCCUUUGAGGGCCUACACUUGUACCUCAUCCUCACUCAGUAACAUGUGUCCCAGGGGUGCACUGCACAGCCAGACUCAGCUCUGAAAGGUAAUGCUGCCUGUGGAAGUGAGCCAACAGUGGCCUUGCAGUGUGGAUGUUGGACUCCGCUCUAAGCAGAUUUCAGAUGUAACCGUUUAACUGUACUGAAGGAGAAAGUGUUCACAUUAAAAAAGCUGCUGCCUAGUAUAUGGUGUGGCCUUUUCCUUUGAAUUCUAAGGUCCUGUCCCUCUACAGAGUCAUAUUUCUGGUGCUGGUACUUUAACAUGCACCUCUUAAUUGUGAUUUUGUUCAACUAUGGCGAAUACUCAGGUUCAUGGAAAGUCUCAGGCUUUAUUUUUUUAAUCCUAGGCCCUUGCUGAAAAUAAUCAUUGACUUGAGCUUACUACAUAUAAAGCACAUUCCAAUGUUUAAAUAAAAGCAUUUAUUCAAUAAUUAUAAAAAAGUAUAAAAAAUGAUGAACCACCACAUCAAAGCUCAUCCAAGUGCCUCUUUAUAAAUUAGACUAUGCUACCUGUUUGUUUUACAAAUAUGAGCUCAAGCCUUCAUUUGUGUUAACUUCAGGUAUGAAUCUGUUCCUGGUGUCAGAAGUUUACAUGAUUUCGGAUAUCAUUAAUUUGCUUCACCAUUUCUCUUAUGUGUUCACCCCUGUAAAAUAAUAAAGUCAGUCACUAUUGGGAACACAACAAAUGAGUAAGUCAUUAAUACUGUUAAGAACUGAAACUAGUUAAUAAUGUUGACAUUAGAAGUGCUUUGCUAAAGCUAACUUAUGGUUUGAGACAGACAGUAAUGGUCUUUAUUACACAUUCAAGGCUAAUGGUGGCAAACAGUAUUGCAAAUGCUGGAAAUAUUUUUUAGCAUAUUCCCUUGGUCAAUGAAAUCUCUUUAUAAUAAAGUCAUCAUUUUUGGUCUACCACACUCCUCUCUGAAGCCCUCACCUAUCAUUGGCUCCUAUUCUAUGAAUUACUUGAUGUGCAAAUGCUAAGUAAUCAUAUCUGAGCAGAAUUACUUACUCUUCCUUCAGGAUGGACUGAAUGCACUUGCGCUGGUAGGCACUGAGAGUGAUGGUGGGUUUUUGAGGACUCAGUACCUUUUCCAUCUUCCGCUGCUGAUAGUCUUUUUUCAUAGUAACCUAAAGUAUCAAACAGAACAUAGAUAACAUAUUUAGCUAUGGUUCGCUACAUGUUUUUACUGUAUCAUUUUACAUUAUAAAGUUUUCUGUAGAACAAACACAAGUACAAAUUUUAGCCACCUGCAUUCACUCCCACCUGUUUGAUGGCAUUGCCCAAAUGUCGAAGUUGAUCAGGUAUCAGCUGUAACUCCUUCUUCAUGUCUCUCUCACUGUCAGAGAGGACUGGCAGCUGAGCAUGGAAACUGUGAAGUACUUUUUUCAUCCUUUACAAAAGGCAAAACAACAUCUUGGCUUAAGAUCUCUGCUACCCAGGGAACCAGUUACAACUAAAGCUCUAAUUCAUGGUGUGUAAACCACCACCACACUGUCUUCCCUGACACACACCUCGGAAGAGAGGUGGGGAAUCAGGUCAGUGCUGUGGGCCUCAAAGGAUGCACCCUAGGCACAUUUUCCUUAACACUGUCAGCAGCUGAGUACUUAACAGCAUUAGUUAUACGUGAGCAGGUAACAGAAUGUUCUACAACCCGCUGACCUGUUCAUGAUGUCUUCUUGUUUUUCCUUGGCUUCCUCGUAUUUGUCAGCUAAACGCUCAGCCAUUUCCCGUAGACUUUUCCUAAUGGCAUAAAAAUGAGAAUCUUAGGGCCCACCUUGAUGGUGAAGCCAGCUAAUGUUAUCCAGUAUUUUAGGGUAAGAUACAGUUCCAGUCUUACUGAAAAAAAUUUUUUCAUCUACUUUUGGCCCUUACCUUUCCUCUCGACAAUAAUUGAGAUCUUCCAGUUGUUUCUUUUUUUGGUCACAUAGUAAUUUGACCCUUUGAAAACAAAAAAGUGAAAUUUAAUUGGAAUCCAGGUCUAGGCCAUUACACUUGGUCAGCUACCAGCUAGGAGCUGGUGGCAUGUGAGCAAAGGCCAUCCUACCUCCGCUGAAUUUCCUCCUUUGCCAGGUCCUGUUUAAGAAUGUACUGUUCUCUGAACACCUGGGUGGCUCUGCUGAUGAGCUGCAGACAUUCUUCAGGAGGAGGGGCCAUAUCUUUUUCAGAUGAUCUUUUAAAAAAAGUUUCUACCAUUACAGUCUGUAGCUUAGCAAAACAACUAAAAAUAGACUCAAGUCAUAGCUGCUUUCCCCCCCUUUUCACACUUGCCGCUUGUCAUUCUCAAGUGUCUCUAUUUUGACUAUUCACUAGCUGAUUAAAUACACCCUGGGUUUCUCCAAGCUCCAACAUAAUAAAAAGUAUAUAAAAUGAAAUCUAUAGCUGAGAACAGAAAGAAUGAGUAGUAAUUGGAAAAACAGAAGGGAACCAGUUCUUAAAACCUAUAACCCAAACCUCAUACUUCAAAAACGCUGGAUUUGCAACACUACGUUGCAAAAUGCUUCUUAUGUGCUUUUCAAAGGAAUCCGGAGUUUCUGCUAAAAUUCGGAGAGGAGACUCUGCCACUUCAACAUCUUCUUGAGUACAAAGCAGUGGAGGAGACGCUGGAUGGACUGUGCUU
Molecule: messenger RNA, 7593 nt
Organism: Artibeus jamaicensis (Jamaican fruit-eating bat)
Lineage: Eukaryota; Metazoa; Chordata; Mammalia; Chiroptera; Phyllostomidae
Gene: RABEP1
Product: rabaptin, RAB GTPase binding effector protein 1
Exons: 18
Coding region: 51-2639 (862 amino acids)
Biological process (GO): endocytosis; Golgi to plasma membrane transport
Cellular component (GO): endosome; endocytic vesicle
Molecular function (GO): GTPase activator activity; growth factor activity
Source: RefSeq, a predicted model, not a curated record